GGAGGUGAUGUCAGCGCGUCAGGGCUGAGGGGGGCGGCCGCGGGGGAGCCCUCCCGGAGUGCCGAGCCGCCGGCCGGGCCCACGUCAGAUGCGGCGGCGCGGAGAUAUAUAGGAGGCUGCCGGGGCCAUGGCUGUCGGCACUCGGAGCUUGGGAGGGAGCGGGAGCGGGAGCUGGGACCGAGGCGGGGGCGCAGCAGACGGGAGUGGCCGGCGGCAAGUUCCGCCGCCGCUCCGAGGUCCGAUCGCGCCGGUGCCGCCGCGAGCCAGCGGGCGAAGACCGCGGGCUAUCCCGGCGGCGGCCCCGGAGGCAGCCCCGCCAGUCCCGGCCGCAGCGGCCCCGAGCGGGAGGGCAGCCCCGACGGCCGAAGCCAUGCUGGUCGCCAGCCUGGCGGCGCUGGCCCUGGCCCUGCGCCUGACCCGAGCCGUGCGCGGGGCGCCCUGCGAGCCCGUGCGCAUCCCCAUGUGCCGGGCCAUGCCCUGGAACCUGACCCGCAUGCCCAACCACCUGCACCACAGCACCCAGGAGAACGCCGUGCUGGCCAUCGAGCAGUACGAGGAGCUGGUGGACGCCAACUGCAGCUCGGUGCUGCGCUUCUUCCUGUGCGCCAUGUACGCGCCCAUCUGCGCCCUGGAGUUCCUGCACGACCCCAUCCGGCCCUGCAAGGCCCUGUGCCAGCGCGCCCGGGACGACUGCGAGCCCCUCAUGCUCCUCUACAACCACAGCUGGCCCGAGAGCCUGGCCUGCGACGACCUGCCCGUCUACGACCGCGGCGUGUGUAUCUCCCCCGAGGCCAUCGUCACCGAUCUGCCCGAAGAUGCAAAGUGGAUAGACAUGACCUCAGACAUGAUGGUGCAAGAGAGGCCUCUUGAUACUGACUGCAAGCUUCUAAACCCUGACCGAUGUAAAUGCAGAAAGGUGAAGCCCACCCUCACAACCUACAUGAGCAAGAACUACAGCUAUGUGAUUCAUGCCAAAAUCAAAGCAGUGCAAAGGACUGGCUGCCACGAAGUCACCACAGUCGUGGAUGUAAAGGAGAUUUUCAAGUCCUUGUCACCCAUUCCCCGGACUCAGGUGCCUCUUGUGACUAACUCUUCCUGUCAGUGUCCGCACAUCCUGCCCCACCAAGACGUUCUCAUCAUGUGCUAUGAAUGGCGUUCAAGAAUGAUGCUUCUUGAGAAUUGCCUGGUGGAAAAAUGGAGAGACCAGCUGGGGAAAAGGUUUAUACAGUGGGAAGAGAGACUACAAGAGCAGCUACGAACGACUUCGAAAGGAACUCCCGGACGGACCAGCCGCAGUGGCCCUCCCAAGGCCAAGGGAAAGCCCCCUGUUCCCCGGCCUGUGGGCCCUCAAAAGAGCAUCAAAGCCAGGAGCGCCCCCAAGCGACCAAAACCCCAGAGGGGGUGAGCCUUGCAGUUUCCUCCAUCAAAGACUUUCAGCCAUGACGGGGUCCCACGCCUCCUUCGGGUAUAUGCCCAAGACCAUACGCCCAGCACUAGAACCUGGGCAUGGCCUCAGUCCUCUGCAGAUUGUGUUUCCUAGCACUUUACUAUCCAAGGUUUGCUUUCUCAUGCUUAGCCACGCAAGCCAUAGCUCCAGGUCGGCACCUGCAUUGGUGCUUGAGGAGGGUUUGGGCAGAAGGGCAAAGCUUCUCAUCGCCAAAGCAGCCACGUAAAUAGUCUAUCAGUUUGCAUGUGAUGGCUGAGAGCACAGCAGAAGGGUGCUCCUGUCGCUGGGGAGGAUGGAGAGCAGACAACAGGAGGACAUUGCGGUUCCUAGUGAUGGUUCCAUAUGCGUAUGGUAUAAAAAUGCCUCAUGUGCCAAACUCUUGUUUGUAAAAUGCAUCUUACUUCAGGCUGCCUUCUACAGUUAGGGUUUUAACUGAAGUCUGUAAACAGGGCUGAUGAAUACUUGUUUGUAAAAGAAGCAAGAGCUAGGAAGGAACGAUACAGUAUUUCAGAGAGCUCUGUGAGAUGUGGUGGGUUGUUACUGUUUUCCGUGUGUAAUGAAGUUGUUCCACAAUUUUAAGAAUCGUGGAACUUCAGAAGGUCAGCCACCAUCUCAUCCAACCAAUAUGCAAAAAAAAAACCAUUAUAAUAUUGCUCAAAGAGCACCUCCAAUGAGGUGGGACCCCCCACUUCUUGAAGCAACCUUGCCUACAGUGGGAGAUCUCCAAAUAUUAUGUUUUAAGGGCACAGAGUAAGAUGGGAUAGUUUGAUAGGGAUAACCAGCCUGCCUUUCACAUCUAUUUCUGGCCCAAAAACUCAGAAAAGAGGCUAGAGCUCAUCUUGAGACAUCAGCAGGGAUGUUCUGGAUUGAAAUUCCACCUGCCACUGAGGUCCAGGGCUAUGGAUCUGUGCAGAGGUAGAGGGGACCCAAGGAAGUAAAUUUAAUUAAACAAAUGUUUAUCAAGCACCAAAUGUGUGUGGGUCCAUAAUUACCCAUGGCAUAGUGACUGGAGAAUUCAUCUCAGAGCCUAGAAGAUCUAGAUUCAACUAUCACUUAUGGCACCUAUUGGCUGGGAUUCCAGAUGAGCUAUUCAACUUUGUAAUGUUCUAGAUAAUACUCAAGAUUCUAGUCUUAGAGAAGAUACUGAUCUGAAUUGAUAGAGGGACCUCCUACCUGGAUAAAAUUAAAAAUCCAGAAAGAUCCAGAACAGAGGAAAAAAAAUAUGCUCAGCAGAGUGGUAGGCCCUAGAGCUACCAAGAGAGAAAUGAAAUCAUUCCUACCUCCAACGAGCUUACAUUCCCCUAUGAAUAGCAAGUAUUUUCUUGAAUAUCUCCAGUAGGUAAAGUUCCUGUUCCUUUCAUAUUCUUCCCUAAGUUAUAAGGGCUAGGCCAGCUCCCAUGAGGUUGGGUCCAGCUCUGUCCCGAGCCACUGUGAGCACCUCAAUAGACAAAAUCUGGCUACAAGGCAUUUGAAAAGAGGCUUUUCUUGUGUAUUGGUGAUUUGUAAUUAGAAGACUCGGGGUUCUGAGGCAGCCCCACAACAAUGAUAUAGAGUCCACACAAGAUCUUUGUAGCUUGAAAAACUCAAAGUAGCACCGAGAGUCUGCCUGGGGUUGCUCCACAUAACUGGCAGGAAGUAUUCUUAUUCCUUAUCCCCCCUCUCCCAGUAGAAAGGGAAAAGCUCUUAUUUUGUAGGACAAUCUUUUUAAAAAAAAAUAGUUUGUGACAGUGUCCAAAGUGGAAUUCGAACCUAUGAGCCCAAUGUGGUGAGCAUAGCUUUCAGUGAAAGUGGCUGAAGAGAGAGACCUUCUCCUUCUGAUCCUGAUAUACUUAAAGCAGGUUCUGGAGGACAGGGGAAGCCAUGAUCUGACCCUGCAGUGGAAAACUGAGUUUUUCAGUGAGGUGAAAGUAUGGCCACUUAUCAGAGGUAGUAGUGUAUCUUGUUUUUUGGACCAGAAUCUUUAGCUGGAAGAAACCCCCAUGGCCAUCUCCCCAUCCCAUAGCUAUAAAAGAAGCCCACUCGACCUACCAGCAAACGGGCAUUCAUCCAGCCUCUGCCUGCUAUUUCCCUGGCACAGCCAGCUCCCAUUAAGGAAAUGGUUGCCUUCUACCAGAGCAGACUGUCUGCUCUGCUGCCAUGGAGACUCCAUUGCCUGAGAAAUUAAGGGACUUUCCAGGACUUCAGAGCUAGUAUGUGUCACAGACGUCAGGGGUUGCUUCUUCAUCUGAUUGUUUUAAGGGAUCAGAGAACCACACAGCCAAUGUCUACCAGAGCUGGAGGCCCAGUCGUCCUGCUCCAAGUUCUGCCUUCUCUACCACACCAGGCGCUGCCUGGCAACAUAAUCAGAAUUGUAUAUUAUUGCUUAAAUAUUUUAUUCCUUUCUAUUCCUUCUGCUAAGGGGAGUUAGUGUUUGAAAGGGGACAAAUAAAGGGACAAAGAUGGGACUAGAUCUACUUGGGAUUUUGAUAUUUUUCUACCACACACACACACUACACCAAUGACAUAUCCCUUUAAGAGCUGCCUUUUCACCUCUCCUGGCUGAAGAAUCCAGAGAGGCAUUUUCC
This is a messenger RNA of Sarcophilus harrisii (Tasmanian devil), 4011 nucleotides long. It is a transcript of the gene SFRP4, whose product is annotated as secreted frizzled related protein 4. The transcript is spliced from 6 exons. Gene Ontology annotation, cellular component: cytoplasm. Lineage: Eukaryota; Metazoa; Chordata; Mammalia; Dasyuromorphia; Dasyuridae. The coding region runs from base 128 to 1405 and encodes 425 amino acids. Gene Ontology annotation, biological process: non-canonical Wnt signaling pathway; canonical Wnt signaling pathway. Gene Ontology annotation, molecular function: Wnt-protein binding. The record is from RefSeq and is a predicted model, not a curated record.